UGCAUAUGCUUUUGUGCUGGCGUCUACGAAGACGUGUAAUUCCCUUCUCGCCACUGCCCCCGUUGAAAGAUAGCAUCUUGGUAUCCUAAGUUUCGCGACACUGUUUAGGGCUCGCAGCCAAACCUCGAAGUCGCGCUUAUCCUCUUCUGGCAGUGGCGAGUCCCAGUCCAGCUUUUUGGCCCAUAGAUUUUGUAGCUGGACCUUUGCUGUUAUAGUGUAAUGGCUCAAAAGCCCCAGUGGGUCAUAUACUGACAACACGGCCGAUAACAUUUGCCUCUUUGUAGGCGUCUGUCUCAUUUCCUUUACUUCGACCGGUACCCUUAUCAGCGUUGUGUUGAAGCCCAACUGGUCGGUUUCAGGGUUCCAGUACAUCCCGAGGAUCUUGUUCUCCUUGCCUUUGCCGAGCUGUGCCGGUGUGCUCGCGUGUAAUUCCGCCGGGAUCUUUUGAAGUAGCUUCACACUGUUUGAAGCCCAGCCUCGCAACUGAAACCCUCCCUUGGCAUGCGACGACGCAACCUGCGUAGCAUGAUGUAAGAGUUCCUUUUCAUCCGGGUAGCUGGCCACGUAAUCGUCCAUAUAGUGAUUACGGAUGAUGUCCUCCACAGCAUCCGGGAACUCCUCUGCGUUGUCCAUAGCGUUCCUGUUCCUGACACUAUGGGCCAAAAAUGGUGAGCUUGCUGCGCCAAAGAGCAUGCUCGUCAUUUUGUAGAAAUGUGGAUUCCCUGUCCGGCGGUCCCCUCUCCAAAUAAACAUUUGUGACGGUUGAUCCUCGGCCCUUAUUUUUAUUUGGAGGAACAUUUCCUGUAGAUCCGCCACAACUGCAAACUGUCCUUCGCGGAACCGAAAGAGAAUCCCUAUCAGUGACUGUAGUAUAUCCGGCCCUUCCAAAAGAAAAUCAUUUAGGCAUUUCCCUUGGACGCGGCAUGCAGCGUCGAAGACUAAUCUUAUUUUGCCCGGCUUAUUCGGAUUAGUUACCGCAAAAUGCGGCAACACCCACGCUAUCUUGCUAUCUGGCGGUUCCUCAAGGGGCUCGGCGUAUUUUUUCUUUAACAAAUUAUCAAUUUGCUCCUUAUAACUCUCUGCGAAUGCCGGAUCCCGGUCCAUCUUGCGCUCGAUACUCCUUAAUCGACUUAUCGCAGUCUGCAAGGUUGGUGGCAUUCGCGGCUCGUCGUCCCGCCAUAGCUGGCCCACUUCAUAGAGUGGUCCGUUGUCGUCGAUUUUCUUUAUUGUUUUAUCCAAAAUAUCCACGGCCCUUUGGACUUGCGGAUCCACUUUCUUGAUAUUUUUUAUUCCUAGCGAGUCUAUGUUAAAAUAGUCUCUUAGCAUGGAGUCCAGGUUCUCAUCCUUCUCGCGGCAGUGUAAUAUCAGGUGCUCUUCGCCUUCCCUAGGGAUGACUAGCCGUGGUCUGCCCCCGAAGAUUACCCAUCCUAGUCCCGUUAGGACUGCCGCUGGCUCGUUUAAACCCCUUAUGAUUGCUUCCUGUGGCAGCAACACAGGCCAUUGAUCAACGCCGAUGAGCAGUUUGGGUACAGCCUCCUCGUAGCACGCAGUCGGAAUAUUUUUGAAGUGUUCUAGUUCCAUGAUCUUCUUGCUCAUCCGUUGCGUGCGUAGGCCUAUACGUCGCACAGUCGUGAAGAUGAGAUCGUAGGCGGUUUCCAAACCCUUCCCACGUACACACACUUUCACCUGUCUGCUUAUUUCGGGCUCUGCUUCCAUAUUGCUUACGCCUGCGAGACAUAGCGGCGUGGCAGGUCCUAUAGCUCCUACGGCGUCCGCUAAGUCUGUCUGAAUCAGGCUUACGGUGCUCCCGUCGUCCAACAUUGCGUAGGUGUCCACUUUCCCUUUGGGACCUUCUACUGUGACGGGAACCAUCUUGAGGAACACAGCAAUUGGCAGUAGCGUCAACGCCGGUUUUGGUGGCGCGGUGCCGCACGGCGGCGCAUAUUUCACCGCGUUGCGGCACCGCAACGCUAAAAUCGGCAGUUUGCGUUGUGGCGUCGCGAAGAGCGUUGUCUGGUAGAGUAACCAGUUCCUCGUGGGUUUUGAUUGUGGAUAGACGUGUCUCUCUGCCAUGGAGCGUCGUAAGAAACUUAUUGCUUAUUUGUUAUUAAGAAGACAUUACUCUGUUUUAAAUAAACGACAACGAAGAUACUGGAUACAUCCAUUUAAUAAGGCUAUAAAUCCCGAUGGCGAGUACUUUUCUCGAAAAUACGAAGCAUUAAAGAUAGACGAAAAAAAGUUUUUCGCCUACUUUAGAAUGAGUGUAUCAUCAUUUGAAGAGCUAUUAAGCGGGUUAUCAGAAUAUAUACAGAAAAAAAAUAUUAUAGGAAGGAAACCUGUUACUGCUUUGGAAAUGCUGGGCUUGACAGUAAGAUUUCUAGCAACCGGCCGUGACUUCAAAAUCAUGCAUACAAAUUACUACCGAGGAGCAAGUACAAUAUCGAAAAUUGUGAGGACUGUUUGUCGCGCCAUAUGGAAACAUCUAUUAAGUCAAAAUAUACCUCCUAUAACAAAACAGCUUCUAGAAGAUGUCGCUAUUGAGUUUGACAAGAAAGCGAAUUUUCCUAACUGCAUAGGAGCUCUCGAUGGUAAACAUGUCCGUAUUUGGUGUCCUGCGCGCAGUGGAUCACUAUUUUACAAUUACAAGGGCUAUAAUUCAAUAGUUUUAUUAGCUCUGGUUGAUUCUAGAUAUAGAUUCAUUUUUGUCGAUAUAGGAGCAUAUGGAAAGGAAUGUGACUCCACCGUUUUCCAGAACUCGAAACUUUAUGAUUUGAUGAUGACACAUAAAUUACCCAUUCCAGCACCAAAGCCCUUACCAGGUGAUCAAAAUGCAACUCCAUUUGUUUUUGUGGCAGAUGAAGCAUUCGCAAUCUCGAAUAACGUCAUGCGCCCUUACUCAGGGAAGCAUUUGUCGGUAAAACAAAGAAUAUUCAAUUAUCGGUUGAGUCGUGCCCGAAGGUAUGUGGAGUGCGCUUUCGGCAUCCUAGCCAAUAAAUGGCGCAUAUUACACCGAGCUAUGAAAGUGCAAUAUGAAUUUGCUACAGACAUUAUUAAGGCAUGUUGUGUACUACACAACUUUGUUUUGAAUCGAGAUGGAGUACAAACGGAUGAUGACAUUAUUAACGAUAAUGAUUCUGAUCUUCAAACGUUGCAUUCGCCGACAACUAAUGAAAGUAGUAUGAGCCCACAUUUAAUAAGAAAUACAUAUUGUAAUUACUUUUCUAGUGAUGUGGGUAGCCUUAGUUGGCAAUUAAAAAAAAUAUGAACCUUCCUAUUCUCAUUUAAAAAAUAAAUAAUACCUACUUUAUUUUAGAGAUGCAACGGAUAGUUGUUCGGCCGGCCAAACGAUACCUACAUGUUAGUUUGGCGGCGGGCGCGUCGUGCAGGUUUCAACCUGUUACGUAUUGUAGGUUCGCGCGGACCGUUUUCUAGGCAAGAAACGAGUUUUAUUAAGGUGCGUCUACGCUAGGCGAACCGAGCACGAGCGGAGCCGUUCUCGGCUUCGUCGUUCGCGGCGUCAACUGUGGACGUACAACGAACCUGCAACGAUUACUUCCCUCGAACGUAGUUUUCCGCAGUGUGCUCGCGGCACGAAUAUGGACGAUGUUAAUAAUAUUGCGGCAGCCGCUGCUGUUGCAGCGAUUAUUAUAGCAGUAGUCAGCAAAAAAGGAAAAAGGCCAAGACGAUGGGGAUCUACAAAUCUAUAUAAAAUGAGAACCAAGCAACAAAAUUUAGAUUUGCUAACCAUUUUGAGAGGUCAAGAAGCAACUGGCCAAUUUAAGAACUUUAUAUAUAUAUAUAUACGAGAUAUAUAUAUAUAUAUAUACGGAUAUACGAGACCAUGCAUCAAUCUUCUUAUUUUUUUUAUAGUAAUCCUCAUGUUUUGGGUCCCAUAUCAAUGAAUUAUUUUGAUAUAAAUCAAUUAAUUGCAAAGAAGCAUCUUCGGUCCACGUUUCCAUGAUGCUCGGCUCGAGCGACCGACGUCUGUCACUAAACACGUCCACGAGCGCACUGCGAGCGCGAGGCAAAUCCCUUUGUGUUCGUCAAAAAACCGACAACCGGCGGAACGCAAACGAGCACGAACGAAACGCUCGCAGCGCGCUCGUUCGAGGCUUGUAAGUCGGUCCACAUUAGACGAAUUGUGUUCGGCUCGUGCUCGGCUCGCCUAGCGUAGACGCACCUGUUGGUCAGUACGGAUCUAUUUCGUAUGCAGUAGGUAUAGUUUAAAUUAUUUGAGAUGAACGAAAUUUGCAAAGACUGUCAUUGCGAUUUGAACUUUAUCUUAAGAUCUGUAUGGUAUAUAUUUGUAUGGAUAAUAUUGUCCGAAACGUUCAACUGAAAUAAUUUAAACUUUUUAUACACAUGCGCCCGCCUAUUUUGCUGAAUAAAUAAGUUCUUUGUCUUUAAUGUGUAUACGUAAUUAUGAACUCAUACUUCAUUCUGUGUUUAUUUGUCUAAAAUAAUGGCAAAUAAAGAUACUAUAAUAUGUACUAUCCGGUAUCCGACCGGAUAGUAAAAUAAUGGCCGGAUAGGCGGAUAGCAACCGGAUAUCCGUUGCAUCUCUACUUUAUUUCAUUCAGUCUAUUGUAAACUGCGAAUAAACAAUUUAAAUAGCAAUUUAGGAUUUUAUUUAUAGUAUUUGUUUACCUUUUAGGAUUAGAGCACCAUAUACCCAGGACCAUAUUUUUUAAUAAACAAAGUACUAGUCCUGUGUUCUGUGAUUGUUAUGCG
This is a messenger RNA of Cydia strobilella, 4731 nucleotides long. RefSeq lists its product as uncharacterized. The record is from RefSeq and is a predicted model, not a curated record. NCBI's taxonomy places the organism in Eukaryota, Metazoa, Arthropoda, Insecta, Lepidoptera, Tortricidae. The coding region runs from base 2072 to 3265 and encodes 397 amino acids. The transcript is spliced from 2 exons.